Molecule: messenger RNA, 1508 nt
Organism: Aedes albopictus (Asian tiger mosquito)
Lineage: Eukaryota; Metazoa; Arthropoda; Insecta; Diptera; Culicidae
Exons: 2
Coding region: 51-1508 (485 amino acids)
Source: RefSeq, a predicted model, not a curated record
CCGACAUAAAUCUGGCUGAUCCGGAUUUCCAUUUGAGUCGCCCUGUUGACAUGCUUCUUGGUGUAUCCGUAAUGUUCGAUAUACUGCGAAAUGGAAACAUAAAAAUAGGCGAACAAUUACCGUUGAUCCAAAAUACGGUUUUAGGGUGGAUUGUUGGAGGUAACGUAGCAAGAUUAAACUAUGGAGGAAAUUUGAAUCGAUUCAUGAAUGAAAACACUGUCAAUCUCUCAGUUAGAGAAUGGACAGAUGAGGAAAUCACGUGCGAGCAACUAUUUGUGGAUAGUACCAGACGAAACAACGAGGGUAGAUUCGUGCUGAAGCUGCCCACAAAGCAAUGUGUAAAACAACUUGGAGAAUCUAAGUCCACAGCGCUGGACAGGAUGCUGAAGUUAGAAAAGCGUUUUGAAAAAGAUAGUAAGCUUCGUGGUGAUUACUGCUUAUUCAUGGAAGAAUAUUUGGCAUCAGGUCAUAUGGAGAAAGUGGAAGAAGGCACACUGAGAACUGAUGACCCGGUAUUUUACUUCCCACAUCAUCCCGUACUUAAGCCGGACAGUUGCACAACCAAGUUAAGAACGGUAUUCAACGGAUCCGCUAGUACGUCAACGGGAAUUUCGUUGAAUGAUGUUCUGAUGAGUGGACCCACAAUACAACCAGAGCUUUUCAACAUUCUUCUGAGGUUCCGGUGUCACCGAUACGCAAUGACAGCCGACAUUAAGCAAAUGUUCAGACAAAUUUUGAUUCAUGAUGAAGAUCGCCAGUUGCAGUUGAUUCUUUGGCGGUUUUCGCCAGAAGAGUCUAUUGCUACUUAUCGGCUCAACACCGUCACAUAUGGAACAUGCUCGGCUCCAUUUGCAGCAACACGCUGCCUAAGACAGCUUGCUAUAGAAUACGAGAACCGAUAUCCACACACAUGUCAGGUUAUUAUAAUGGAUUUUUACAUGGAUGAUGUGCUUACCGGCGACGAUGAACCUGAAAAACUGAUAGAAACAAAGGAGGAGUUGGGGGAAAUUCUGCAAAGUGCGGGCUUCGAAUUACAUAAAUGGAAGUCCAACGAACCGUCCAUUGUUGGCGAAGCCGUAGAUAGUAGCUCGACUAAGAUUCUAGGAAUGCAGUGGGAUACCAGAUCUGAUCUGUUCGGGUUUAGCGUGGAUGUGAACGUGAAUGCAAAAAUCACAAAGCGUAGCAUUUUAUCGGAAGUGCAAAAAAUUUUCGAUCCUCUCGGAGUUAUCAGUCCUAUCAUUUUGCAUGGAAAGUUAAUAAUGCAGGUAAGAAAUAAACCAACUUGUCCAAAUGGUUUGUAUUACCAUUCAAACUUCAUUAAAUUAUUCUAUUCAUACAGGACAUAUGGUCAACGAAACUGGAUUGGGACCAAAAGCUUCCCGUGCGAAUUGAAAAAGAUUGGAUUUGGUUCUGUAAGCAAAUCGAUGGAAUUCAAAAAAUAUGUUUCCCUAGACAUGUGCCUAUCAAGGGUACAUUGGUGGAGCUACAUGGAUUUCAGAUGCCGCUAA